UCUCUCUCUCUCUCUCUCUGCUCCUACCCAACUCUCUCUGCUUACCCACCCCCAUCUUCUAGGGCUCAUUCUCGAUGCCACAAAGGGAUAGAAGAAACUGAACCAAACCAAAACCAAAGCCGAUUAUUUCGAGGCUUUGAAUUAUUUAUUAUUGUAUUGUUUAAUAGUUUUGGUUUGGAUUUGGAUUUUAGAUCGAGAUGAGUCCCAGUUCGGAUUUGGUCAACUUCGUUGAGUCGUUGAUCGGUGUCUCGCUCGGAAGUUCUGUGUCCGACUCUGUGCUUCUUAUUGUAACGACGUCGUUUGCUGUUAUUGUGGGGUUGUUGGUAUUGUCGUGGAAGAGAUCGUCGGAUCGGAGCAAAGAGCUGAAACCUGUGGUGAUUCCUAAGUCGCUUUCAGUGAAGGACGAGGAGGAUGAGGCUGAGCUUGCGGGUAGAAUUAAGGUUACUAUCUUUUAUGGGACUCAGACUGGAACAGCUGAGGGCUUUGCUAAGGCCUUAGCUGAGGAGAUCAAGGCAAGGUAUGAGAAAGCAGCUGUUAAAGUUGUUGACCUGGAUGAUUAUGCUAUGGAUGAUGAUCAAUAUGAAGAAAAAUUGAAGAAGGAAACGCUGGCAUUGUUCAUGGUUGCCACUUAUGGAGAUGGAGAGCCAACUGAUAAUGCUGCAAGAUUUUAUAAGUGGUUUACUGAGGAAAGUGAAAGGGGAGUUUGGCUUCAACAGCUCACUUAUGGUGUUUUUGGCUUGGGUAACCGUCAAUAUGAACAUUUUAACAAGAUAGCAAAGGUGCUUGAUGAACAACUCAGUGAACAAGGUGCAAAACGCCUCAUUCCUGUUGGACUUGGAGACGAUGAUCAAUGCAUUGAAGAUGAUUUUACUGCUUGGAGAGAAUUAUUAUGGCCUGAGUUAGACCAGUUACUCAGAGAUGAAGAUGAUGGGAAUGGUGGGUCUACUCCAUAUACAGCUGCAAUACCUGAAUACCGAGUGGUGAUUCAUGAUACCUCUGUUACAUAUUGUGAGGAUAAAUCGACAUACUUGGCAAAUGGGAAUACUUCAUUUGACAUUCACCACCCAUGCAGGGUUAAUGUUUCUGUCCAAAAGGAGCUCCACAAAUCUGAGUCAGACCGCUCUUGCAUACAUCUGGAGUUUGAUCUAUCAGGGACUGGUAUUAUAUAUGAAACUGGGGACCAUGUGGGUGUUUAUGCUGAAAAUAGUGAUGAAACUGUUGAAGCAGCAGGGAAGUUGUUAGGUCAACCCUUAGGUUUGCUAUUUUCUGUCCACACUGACAAGGAAGAUGGCACAUCACUUGGAAGCUCAUUGCCUCCUGCUUUCCCAGGGCCUUGCACCCUUCGAUCUGCUUUGGCACGUUAUGCAGAUCUGUUGAAUCCUCCUCGAAAGGCUUCUUUGAUUGCUUUGGCUGCUCAUGCCAGUGAACCCAGUGAGGCAGAAAGACUAAAAUUCCUUUCGUCACCGCAGGGGAAGGAUGAGUACUCCCAAUGGGUUGUUGCAAGUCAGAGAAGCCUUCUUGAGGUAAUGGCUGAGUUCCCAUCUGCAAGACCUCCACUGGGUGUAUUUUUUGCAGCAGUGGCUCCUCGCCUACAGCCUCGCUACUAUUCAAUCUCAUCCUCCCCAAGAUUUGCUUCCAAUAGAGUACAUGUCACAUGUGCUUUAGUUUAUGGUCCAACACCAUCCGGUAGAACUCACAAAGGGGUGUGCUCAACCUGGAUGAAGAAUGCAAUUCCUCUGGAGAAAAGUAGUGCCUGUAGCUGGGCACCGAUUUUCAUUAGGACAUCUAAUUUCAAGUUACCAUCUGAUCCUUCAAUUCCAAUCAUCAUGGUGGGACCUGGUACCGGAUUGGCACCCUUUAGAGGAUUUCUACAGGAAAGAAUGGCCCUGAAAGAGGAAGGUGCUCAGCUUGGUCCUGCACUGCUUUUCUUUGGAUGUAGAAAUCGUCGAAUGGAUUUCAUAUACGAGGAUGAGCUUAAUAAUUUUGUGGAGCAAGGUGUGAUUUCUGAGCUGAUUGUUGCAUUCUCUAGGGAGGGGCCACAAAAGGAGUAUGUUCAGCAUAAGAUGCUAGAAAAAGCAGCACAAAUAUGGAGCAUAAUUUCUCAGGGAGGAUAUCUUUAUGUGUGUGGCGAUGCCAAGGGUAUGGCUAGAGAUGUUCAUCGGACUUUGCAUACGAUUGUUCAGGAGCAGGGGAAUUUGGACUCGUCAAAGACGGAGUCUAUGGUUAAGAAACUCCAGAUGGAUGGACGAUAUUUGAGAGAUGUUUGGUGACAGCUAUACUUCUCACAUUCAAUCUUAUGGUUGUUUGCAGUGACAUUGAAGCAUAGUAUAGCAUUGGGUUUAUUCAUCUACUUUCUCAAGCGUCUUGACCACUCAUAUAUCUUCCAUCCUGGAGUUGUAGCAACGAUGGAAGCUGAAACUUUAUUUCCUUUAAAAACUGAAAUUAUGUAGUCUUGAUGCCUUUUCAUCCUCUUGAACUUUUCUUUUACAAAUACAUCUCCAAAAUGGAAAAAUUCAAACAGGCAGAGCGGGUAGGAAGUAGCAAAGUGGCAAUAGUCGCUCACAGGUGGCUUGUAUGUUGAUGUAGUCAAAUAUGGUAUUGCAGAAUAAAUUGAAGAUUAAAAUUGUUCUUGAGAAUGUGUUUGUGGUGCACUUGUACCUUUGUUUUAUGAUGGGUCAGAAAUUUUCAAGAAUGUAUAGAUUUUGAAGUGAAAUUAUUAGAUGGAUUCGAUUCAGUAUAAAUCAAGAUCAUAAAAAUAAUGGGUUGUAUGUAAUUUUUUCA
Molecule: messenger RNA, 2781 nt
Organism: Manihot esculenta (cassava)
Lineage: Eukaryota; Viridiplantae; Streptophyta; Magnoliopsida; Malpighiales; Euphorbiaceae
Product: NADPH--cytochrome P450 reductase
Exons: 18
Coding region: 198-2270 (690 amino acids)
Cellular component (GO): cytosol
Molecular function (GO): flavin adenine dinucleotide binding; FMN binding; NADPH-hemoprotein reductase activity
Source: RefSeq, a predicted model, not a curated record